AUGGUGGAUAUUGAUAGAACCAUUGAAUUGAUAAAGAAUAGUAAACAUGUCCCAGAGGAAGAUGUCAAAGAAAUAUGUCAAAAAGUCCAGGAAAUACUUAUUGAGGAGUCCAAUGUUCAACUAAUAUACCCUCCUAUUGUGGUAUGCGGCGAUAUUCACGGCCAGCUUCAUGAUUUGUUGAUUCUCUUUGAAAAGAAUGGCCAAGUUCCAAAUUCAAAAUAUUUAUUUCUUGGUGAUUUCGUGGAUCGCGGAUUCUAUUCAGUAGAAACUUUCUUAUUACUUAUAAGCUUGAAGCUUCGAUACCCUGACCGUAUCUAUUUGGUGCGAGGAAACCAUGAAAGUAGGUCAAUAACAAUGGUUUACGGGUUCUACGAUGAAUGCCUACGGAAAUAUGGAUCGGUCAACGUGUGGCGUUAUUGCUGUGAAGUAUUUGAUUAUCUAUCGCUUGGAGCUUUAAUCUAUGGUAGUAAUCUGUCAGGGGGCGACGGUACUGGGAAUGGGGUGUUUUGUAUCCAUGGAGGAUUAUCUCCGUACAUAGAAUAUGUGGAUCAGAUAAAACAUAUAGAUAGAAAAAAAGAGGUCCCCCACGAAGGGGCAAUGUGUGAUUUGUUAUGGAGUGACCCUGAUGACGUGCCAGCCUGGGCAGUCAGUCCCAGAGGAGCUGGGUACUUGUUUGGGGAGAAUGAGGUGAAAAAGUUUUUGUAUUCCAAUAAAUUGAACUUGAUCGCAAGAGCCCAUCAGUUAGUAAUGGAAGGAUAUAAAGAGUUGUUCAAUGGGGGAUUGGUCACCGUAUGGUCGGCGCCAAAUUAUUGUUAUCGAUGUGGAAAUGUUGCUGCUGUUUUGCGAAUCGAUGAUUAUUUGAAUAGGGAUUACGGGUUGUUCGAUGCCGCGAUUAAGGACGUAGAUGCUAUCCCAUCUAAGAACCCCGCGGCAGAGUAUUUCUUAUGA
This is a messenger RNA of Saccharomycopsis crataegensis, 948 nucleotides long. RefSeq names its product phosphoprotein phosphatase PP4 catalytic subunit PPH3 (gene PPH3). The record is from RefSeq and is a predicted model, not a curated record. Gene Ontology annotation, biological process: double-strand break repair via homologous recombination. Gene Ontology annotation, cellular component: cytoplasm; nucleus. The coding region runs from base 1 to 948 and encodes 315 amino acids. Gene Ontology annotation, molecular function: protein serine/threonine phosphatase activity. The transcript is spliced from 2 exons. NCBI's taxonomy places the organism in Eukaryota, Fungi, Ascomycota, Saccharomycetes, Ascoideales, Saccharomycopsidaceae.